Messenger RNA from Pectinophora gossypiella (pink bollworm), 2689 nucleotides. RefSeq names its product gastrula zinc finger protein XlCGF57.1-like. Gene Ontology annotation, cellular component: nucleus. Gene Ontology annotation, molecular function: zinc ion binding. The transcript has 6 exons. Lineage: Eukaryota; Metazoa; Arthropoda; Insecta; Lepidoptera; Gelechiidae. The record is from RefSeq and is a predicted model, not a curated record. Bases 393 to 1922 code for a protein of 509 amino acids.
AAAAAUCAAAAAGCUAAAAUUAUUGGUUGACCGAAGUUCGAAGGUGACAAAUACAGAAAAUAGUUUUUAAAGGCGGCCUUAGUAUUAGGAGCAAUCUCUUACAUUUUUAUUGAAUUUUACAAAAAAUAUCUUUAAAAUUUUUAAUGCAAUAACGAAACGCACUGUCAAGCGUAUUUUUGUUUCACUUAUUGUGGGAUAAAGUUUACGCACACGUGAGACAAACUACAGAAAUUACAUUAGUGCCAUCUCUUUUUAAGAUAGCGCCAAGAGCUACUUUCAUUCCAUAUAUUACGAAACUGAAAAGAUUAGUAUUGUUUGUCGAUUUGUCUCGUUGGAAUUCCCUAUUGAAAAGUUAUUAAAAAUGUGAUAAUAUUUUAAAAAACAAAGAUAAAAUGGACGUGUCGAAGUUAUGCCGUAGUUGUAUGGAGGAAGUAGCGCCGUGGGAGUGCGAAAAUGUGGACCAAAAGACGAUGGAAAUGUUCAGCUUUUGCACUAACAUAGAGAUUCCAGUAGAUGAUAAUUUGCCUAGACAUUUUUGUUACAAAUGCACUGUGUUACUAGAGUCCACAUACACUUACAUUAAGAAGGCUCGCAGAGUCAACGGCAAACUGAAGAGAAUAAUCCAAAAGUCUACAAACAAUUUUGUAGAUAAGUUCCUUAACAAAACAAAUUCUGUUGAAGCAGAAAAACCUGAUGAGAAUGUACUUUUAAAUAAUUUUAUUGAGCCUGAAAAGAUUAAUGAUGAGACAAAUGAUGUUAAAGUUAACUUAAAUAAUGUAGAUCAUGAUAUAUUUGAUGAUGAUGAUGAUGAAGAUGAUAAGUGCCUGUCAGAGUUCAAGAGUGAAAAUGUAGAUAUUAAGUUGGAACCGGAAGAAGACAGUAGCUCCACUGUCAUAAGUAAGGAAGCAGCGUUACAAGUAUCCGAAUCAGAUGAUAAAAAUAAAAAUAAUGGUCAUAGUUCUAAGAUGAAAUUCAAGAGCAAGAAAUGCCAGAUUUGUAAGAAAAAUUUUGCAAGCAAAGGCUGGUACUCUCGCCACAUGAAGACGGCGCAUGCUGGUGACACAUCAAAGGAGUUGGGAGAGUUGAAGAAGAAAAAGAGUCACAAGAAGCAGAGAGAGACAAAAGAGACUGGGGACCAGAAGGGAGAGAUUAAAUGCAGGGUGUGUGACAAGGUAUUCUCCUCUAAAGCCUGGCGCACAAAACACCUGAACGAGCAGCAUUCGGAGAGUGUAGAUGGACAGAAAGUAUUCCUCUGUCCAUACUGUCCAAAGACGUUCUCAAAGUAUUCCCACAUGUACUACCACACGACGUCGCACCCGGACGUGGCGAAGCACCCGUGCGGCUCGUGCGGGAAGGUGUACCGCAUACGCAAGGAAUUGGAGCAACAUAUGAGGACUCAUCUAAAGGACCGACCGUAUGCCUGCGACCGCUGUGAUAUGAGGUUUAAAAUGAAAGGUAUUCUUAUAACGCACCUGAAAUGGCAUGACGGCGUGAGGCCGUUCCUCUGCAGUAUAUGCGGGAGAAGCUUUAUACAGUCGGGCAACUUAGAAUCGCACAUGCGCGUGCACACGGGCGAGCGUCCGUUCGCGUGCACCGAGUGCUCGUUCCGGAGCACGAGCCGCGUCAGUCUGAAGCGGCACGAGCUGCGGCACCGUGGGGAGCGGCCUUAUCCGUGCACGUACUGCCCGAAGAGGUUCUACGAGUCUUGUAGUCUGACCCGCCACAUCCGCUCCCACACCCGCGAACGCCCGUACCGCUGUCCGUACUGUUCCCGCGACUUCAAUGACAGCGGCAAGCGGCGCCGCCAUUUUAUGAUGACGCACAAAAUGGCGGCCGACGACAUCCCGCCCAUGGACAAAGAUGGCGCGCCCGUUGAGAGAACAGCACAGAACUGCGCUAGGAAACGGCUUGAAGUUCAAUGACGUCUAUUAACAUAAAAACUAUGAAGAAAAUGUUUUCUAAAUUGGGUCGAUCGGCUUUGGGGCCCUAGUUUGGUGGGUGAAUGUCACUGUCUAGUUUAGACCGCAGAUGUGGCUUAUGUCUUGGCUGACUUUAAAAACUGACGUCUCUGCAAUUGAUUGCUAAAAUAAUUUGUGUCUUAUUGACGGUAGCAAAAUGUGCAAAUCAGAUUCGCCAAAAAUUUAAGAUACGUUAGUUAGCUACGUCUGCGACGAUGUGUGAUAGAUAGAACAGCUAAAAGUAUGGCUACAGAUGGAUUAUGGUAUAGGCAUUAGACCCCUCAGAAGAUUUUUUAACAAAAUUUUAGGUCGUUGCGGAGACUAUGUCCUUUUUGUCUACAUUGGAAGAGGUAAUAACUUUUACGUUCAUAAUCUAGUAUUGCCAUUAAUUUAACGGAAAUAAUUAUAAUGAAAUAUUAACGUAAUUAAGUUAGUAACCAACCACCAAAGGAAUUUCUGUAGAAUUUAUUAUCUAUGUGAAUUAAUGGUUUAACUUAUCUUUAACUAUGAUAAGACAAGCCACUAAACAAAUUUACGUAAGCUGCAACCGCCUACUACAAUCAGACUGAAAAUGAAAGGAUUAUGUUGUAUGAAGUAACAAACUGAAAUCACAAAAGUAUUUUGUACUUAGGAACUAAUUUUCAAAUGUUUAUUAUCAUUAUUAUUAACAAUUGUGUUCAGAUAAUUAAAUAAUAUUUUUAUUAAGUUCGAAAAUAAAACCCGUUGAUUUA